AUGCAGCUGGUCGUGCUGUGCGCCGUGUGCCUGCUGCCCGGCAGCCUGGCUCUGCCGCUCCCCCCCGAGGCAGGAGGCAUGGGCGAGCCACAGUGGGAGCAGGCUCAGAACUAUCUCAAGAGAUUUUAUCCACAUGACCCAAAAACAAGGGAUGGCAAUAGUUUAGAAGCCAAACUCAAGGAGAUGCAAAAAUUCUUUCGCCUGCCUAUAACUGGAAUGUUAAACUCCGGCAUCAUAAAAAUAAUGCAGAAGCCCAGAUGUGGAGUGCCAGAUGUUGCAGAAUACUCGCUAUUCCCAGAGAGGCCAAAAUGGACUUCCAAAGUAGUCACCUACAGGAUCGUGUCAUAUACUCAAGACUUAUCUCAUUUCAAAGUGAAUGAGUUAGUGGAAAAGGCCUUCAAAAUGUGGAGCAAAGAGAUCCCACUGCACUUCAAGAAAAUUAGAUUGGGAAUUGCUGACAUCAUGAUUGGCUUUGCAAGAGGAGCUCAUGGAGACUUCUACCCGUUCGAUGGGCCGGGAAACACGCUGGCUCAUGCCUUCUCUCCAGGGCCCGGCCUGGGGGGCGAUGCCCACUUUGAUGAGGAUGAGCGCUGGACCGAUGGCAGCGGCCUAGGAAUCAACUUCCUGUACGCUGUCACUCAUGAACUUGGCCAUUCUUUGGGUCUGGGUCACUCGUCUGAUCCUAAUGCCGUGAUGUAUCCAACCUAUGAAGAUAAAGAUUCCAAAGAUUUCAAACUUUCACAGGAUGACAUCAAAGGAAUACAGAAAUUAUAUGGAAAGAGAAGCAAUUGA
Miniopterus natalensis is the source of this 792-nucleotide messenger RNA. It is a transcript of the gene MMP7, whose product is annotated as matrix metallopeptidase 7. Gene Ontology annotation, biological process: collagen catabolic process; extracellular matrix organization; proteolysis. Gene Ontology annotation, cellular component: extracellular matrix. Lineage: Eukaryota; Metazoa; Chordata; Mammalia; Chiroptera; Miniopteridae. Gene Ontology annotation, molecular function: zinc ion binding; metalloendopeptidase activity. The record is from RefSeq and is a predicted model, not a curated record.